Tachysurus vachellii is the source of this 1388-nucleotide messenger RNA. RefSeq lists its product as uncharacterized. Bases 163 to 1233 code for a protein of 356 amino acids. NCBI's taxonomy places the organism in Eukaryota, Metazoa, Chordata, Actinopteri, Siluriformes, Bagridae. The transcript is spliced from 10 exons. Gene Ontology annotation, molecular function: actin filament binding. The record is from RefSeq and is a predicted model, not a curated record. Gene Ontology annotation, biological process: Arp2/3 complex-mediated actin nucleation. Gene Ontology annotation, cellular component: actin cytoskeleton; Arp2/3 protein complex.
UCUCUCUUCUCUCUCUCUCUCUCAUGCUUUUUCCCCCCAGCCCUUCUGUGUUCAGCUGCAUUCAUGUCGACUGUCCACGGAGCCUCUGACUGACCUCAGAACUGUAAAUACUGUCUGAGGGAAAAGUGAACACUGAUUUAUUUACAGAACUCCUGUCCCAACAUGUCUUUGUACAGCUUCGGGUUGGAGCCUCUAUCCUGUCACGCCUGGAACAAAGACCGAACUCAGAUUGCCAUCAGCCCCAACAGCAGCGUGGUGAACAUUUACCAGAAGAAGGGGAAGGAGUGGAGCAAAAUCCACGAGCUGAAGGAGCACAGUGGGCGGAUCACAGGAGUAGACUGGGCCCCGGAGUCGAACCGCAUCGUGACGUGUGCCUCAGACAGAAACGCCUACGUGUGGACUCUGAAGGAUGGCGUGUGGAAGCCGACUCUCGUCCUCGUUCGCAUCAACAGAGCUGCCACGUGCGUGAAGUGGUCACCUCUGGAGAACAAGUUUGCUCUGGGAAGUGGAGCCAAACUCAUCUCAGUGUGUUACUUCGAGAAAGAGAACGAUUGGUGGCUCAGUAAGCACAUAAAGAAAGGGAUCUGCUCCACCGUGCUCAGUCUGGACUGGCAUCCGAAUAACAUCCUGCUGGCUGCCGGAUCAGCUGAUCUCCACUGCAGGGUUUUCUCCACGUAUAUCAAGGAAAUCGAGGACAAGCCCGGCCCGACGCCAUGGGGAGCCAAGAUGCCGUUUGGUGAAAUGCUUCUGGAGAAUAAAGACUGUGGCGGCUGGGUGCACAGCGUGGCCUUCUCACCAUCCGGAGACACGCUGGCGUGGGUCAGCCACAACAGUGCCAUCAGCGUCGCCGACGCCACACAGGGCAAAGAGGUCACGCUGCUGACUACAGAACAUCUCCCACUGCUCAGUGUGCUGUACGCCACCGAGACGGAGACUGUGGCUGCGGGUCAUGACUGUUGUCCAUAUCAGUUCUCCUAUAAAGGACCUGGCAAGCUGGAGUUUGUGCGAAAGCUGGGCAUCAGCAAGCAGACGUCCAAAAACAGCGUGUCAGCCAUGCAGCACUUCCGCAACCUGGACAAAAAGGCCACAACCGACGAGGAGGACGAGCUGAACACUCUACACCAGAACAGCAUCACCCAGCUGUGUGUGGUGGAGGGAAACAAGGCCAAAGUGGAAAAGUUCAGCAGCGUUGGUCUGGAUGGAGCCAUGGUGCUUUGGGAAUUCAAGCACUGAAUCUCACUAACAACGCAGAAAGAUUGGUGGUUGAUCCGACCUCCACGCCACACCAUGCCAAAGAUUUCGGUGUUGUGCUGCUGACGUGCUCCGAAUUAUAACUUAAGAUCAACACUUUAUAUUCUGUUUCAAAAUAAAUUGUCACUGUAAUAGUU